Messenger RNA from Drosophila pseudoobscura, 502 nucleotides. RefSeq names its product probable peptide chain release factor C12orf65 homolog, mitochondrial. The transcript has a single exon. The record is from RefSeq and is a predicted model, not a curated record. Gene Ontology annotation, biological process: translational termination. Bases 35 to 469 code for a protein of 144 amino acids. Lineage: Eukaryota; Metazoa; Arthropoda; Insecta; Diptera; Drosophilidae. Gene Ontology annotation, molecular function: translation release factor activity. Gene Ontology annotation, cellular component: mitochondrion.
AGACAUUGCUGAAGAACGGACGCAUACUGUAGGGAUGAUACGGGCCUUGGUUUCACGGUUGGCUCUCCCUCCGCUAGUUGUCCGCUGGAAGUCAACCGCUAACUUGGAUUACUCGCGCUAUCCAAAGCUGCAAGAGUCGGAAAUCGAAGAGACCUUCAUGCGCGGCAGUGGACCUGGGGGUCAGGCGGUAAACAAGACAUCCAACUGCGUAUUCCUGCGUCAUCUGCCCACCAACAUCACCAUAAAGUGUCACACACAUCGACUGGCCUCCAAAAAUCGCGUAGAGGCACGAAAACUUCUCCUAGACAAGCUUGAUGCCCAUUUUAAUGGAGAAAACUCGAUUGCCGCACAGAUCAAAGUACUGGAGCAGAGAAAGUCCACGGAGCGGCGACGACGGCAAGGAAAAAUGCAGGAGAUGAAGACUAGAUGGCAAGAGAGGGAGCGUACAGAAGAAUCCAACGAUAAAUAAAAAGCCAAAAUUCAUUUUUAUACUAAAACAUAA